CCAGUCACACGAGGAGGGGCGGGGUGAGGCGGCGCUGGCCAGGAUUCUGCGGCCAUUAAACUGGCCUCGGUUGCGGUGGCUGCCGGCUUGCCUCCCCAGUGCGCGAGGUGGGUGGAGCUGUUAUUUCUGAGACCUAAAGAAAGGCAUCCACGCAGUUGAUAAACUAAAGCUGAGCCCUAGUUGGUCCACAUCGCGAGAAAGAAGAUGCGAGCUCCUAUUCCAGAACCUAAGCCUGGAGACCUGAUUGAGAUUUUCCGCCCUUUGUACAGCCACUGGGCUAUCUACGUUGGUGAUGGAUAUGUGAUCCACCUGGCUCCCCCAAGUGAAAUUGCGGGAGCUGGGGUGGCCAGCAUCAUGUCCGCUUUGACUGACAAGGCCAUAGUGAAGAAAGAACUGCUGUACGAUGUGGCCGGGAGCGACAAGUACCAGGUCAAUAACAAACAUGAUAACAAGUACAGCCCACUGCCUCCCAGUAAAAUCAUCCAACGAGCAGAAGAGUUGCUGGGGCAGGAAGUUCUCUACAAGCUGACCAGUGAGAACUGCGAGCACUUUGUGAACGAACUGCGCUACGGGGUCUCCCGCAGUGACCAGGUCAGAGAUGCAGUUAUGGCGGCAGGCAUUGCUGGAGUGGGCUUGGCAGUCUUGGGCCUCAUCGGAGUCAUGUUCUCAAGAAACAAGAAACAGAAGCAGUAGAGGAAAUGACUGGCCGGCCAGGAAUGGCGUUAUGCAGCAAGGGAUCUUCUUUUGCUACAGAGUUUGGGUUUGAUUUGUGGAUUUCACUGUUUUCUAAUUAGGCUUAACUUUCACAGAACACAAUAAAGCACAAGAGGGGGAUUGUUCUAGAAGGAAUGGUA
Messenger RNA from Nannospalax galili (Upper Galilee mountains blind mole rat), 854 nucleotides. Its product is annotated as HRAS-like suppressor 3. The coding region runs from base 205 to 693 and encodes 162 amino acids. Gene Ontology annotation, biological process: N-acylphosphatidylethanolamine metabolic process. NCBI's taxonomy places the organism in Eukaryota, Metazoa, Chordata, Mammalia, Rodentia, Spalacidae. Gene Ontology annotation, cellular component: cytoplasm. The record is from RefSeq and is a predicted model, not a curated record. Gene Ontology annotation, molecular function: A2-type glycerophospholipase activity; glycerophospholipid phospholipase A1 activity. The transcript has 5 exons.